CACACUGAAUGAAGUGGACCUAAACUUUAGCACCAUAGAAAAGACCUUUCUUAGACGUGUGUUCAGGAGCAACACCAUGAUCAAAGUGAUGAGUUUUUCUUCUGGUGUGAGGACGCGGCAUGUUUUUGGCUGGGUUUCCAUCAUCUGGUUCACUUCAGGAGUCAGCAUUGCUGUCAGUAAUGGUUUGGAGCUACAGACCAUUUCCCAAGUGGCUGCACAGUGUGGAAAAAAUGUGACACUGACCUGUGAGGCCACAUCAUCAGAAAAAUUGGAUAUUCAAUUAUUUUCCUGGCUGGCUAUAAACAAAACACAAUUCAGCGGAUGUCAAUAUCAACACAAACAACAUGACCCCCAAGUUCUGUGUGAAAGCAUGGCUGAGACUACCCACCAUAGACUCACUCUGACUCUCCUCAACGUGAUGCCGACCAACCAGGGAAGAUACCUCUGCAAACUACGAACCACUCAGGGAGUUAAAUCUGACAAAACGGAUGUUACAGUAGAAGACUGCUUUGGGAGUUCUGGUUCCUCCAUCAAUAACUCUCAUGCUGAGUGCUGGUUCAAGGGAGUUUACCCCAUUGGCACCGUCCACUGGUUCCAGGAAGAUGUUGACUUAACGGACUCUGCCAGCACACAGGAAGAGCAGGACCAGCAUGAAUUGUACAAUAUCCUGAGUACAAUAGAUGUACAGAAAGGAAACCCGAGCAAGCCUUAUAACUGCUCACUGUGGAUGCCUUCUGCCACAAAGUAUAUCUCCACUCGAUACCUAGAGAUACCUACGUUUAGGGGACUAGGGUCAUCGGGAAGCAUGGUCAAACUGCAGUGGUUCUGUAUGAUUUUGGAAAUCAUGAUUGUGAAAUUUAUGACAUAAAUGAAACAAACAGGUCAGGUUUUGAUUUCUGGUUUGUCUCCAGAUUGUAUUUGGAAAUGUUGAAAUGUGAAAAAACAAAAACAGAAAUCAGCCAAUGAUCGAGGCAAGAUAUUUUUAUGGUUUAGAUGCGUUAGACUAUGUUUUAUCCAACCUAAUGCAUGCUGUUUGUAUGAGUUGUUGUAGAAAGCUGCUGUUGAGUGGGUAAGUUCGGUUUUUAACAUGUCUGUCUAUUUUCUUGCAUUUGAGAGCCAAUGGGAAAGUGUCUUCUCUGGGAAGACAGGAGUUUGUGUUUUCAUGCUCCUAAAAAACAGAAUGUGUCACUGAUUCGUAACUGGAGAGGAGGAAGUCAGCCGACUAACUGUUUGGUUUGACUCUAAAUCUGAAAGUGUAUUUUGACGCAAAGGCACUUUAAAUACAAACUUCCCCACUUGACAGCAGCACAGCAUUCAUCAUGUUUUAACAAAGCUUUCUAAGAGA
Molecule: messenger RNA, 1345 nt
Organism: Micropterus dolomieu (smallmouth bass)
Lineage: Eukaryota; Metazoa; Chordata; Actinopteri; Centrarchiformes; Centrarchidae
Exons: 4
Coding region: 77-868 (263 amino acids)
Biological process (GO): T cell costimulation; cell surface receptor signaling pathway; positive regulation of T cell proliferation
Cellular component (GO): external side of plasma membrane
Source: RefSeq, a predicted model, not a curated record